UUCUCAAGUUAUGAGGAUGUGAGAACAAGUGUUUCAUCAGAUCAAAUCAUCAGGACUGACGAGGGAGAAUAAGCAGCUUCUUCUCUCCCAGUGUUUCCUCGAUACAGGAAGGUGGCAAGUGUGCGAAGUAGAUCUGAAGUCAGUUCAGCAGACUCAGGUUGCGAGAAUAUGACAGUAUCCUCAAAUUAAAUGCACACGGACCGCAAGAUUUACGAGGGAGAAUAAGCAGCUUCUUCUCUCCAAAUGUUUCCUGGACACACAAAGGUGGAAAGUGUCUGAAGUUGAUCUGAAAUGAGUUCAGCAGGUGUGUCUCUGCUAUGAAUCAGUGUGAGGACAGAGAGGAGGGAGUUCCUCCCUCUGAAACCACUCUGUGUGGGGAACAUGAGAACCAGACCAAAGCUCAGAGAACAAAGCAGCAGAACAGACCAGGUUCUCCUGUUCCCAGCUGUGUGUCCAUGAAGAGUGAUUGGUCUAUGAUUGAGCCCAUUAACUUAAAAGAUGGACACAAGUCUGUUCAUGGAGGGAUGAAUCAGCAGAGACCAGCCUCUCCUGUUCCCAGCUGUGUGUCCAUGAAGGGUGAUUGGUCUAUGAUUGAACCCAUUAACUUCAAAGAUGGACACAAGUCUGUACAUGGAGGCUGUGAGGAAGGGCUUCUGGAUUCUCUGAAUCAGCAAAGACCAGCCUCUCCGGAACCCAGCUGUGUGUCCAUGAAGAGCGAUCGGUCUAUAGUUCAUCCCAUUCAGUUCAAACAUGGACACCAGUCUGUUGACAAAAGCGUUAACCAGCAGAGUUCAGAGGAUCUCAGAGGUCAGUCUGUCCCUCAGCAUCAAACAGAUCUGGACUCCAUAUUAAUGCUGCUGGAGGAGAACAUUAUCAGUUUUGUGAAGAAUGAGAUGAAGAAGAUUCAGAAGGUUUUGAGUCCAGAUUACCCAGAAUGCUUAGAGAGUCAGAGGGAGGAGGAGGAGUUGGAGGGUGAGGAUGAAGAGCAGAGGAGGAGCAGCAGAGAGUCAUUUCUGAAGAUCACACUACACUUCCUGAGGAGAAUGAAUCAGGAGGAGCUGGCUGACUGUCUGCAGAGCAGAACCAUUAUUCUGAUGUGUCGACAACAACUCAAGUCCAACCUGAAGAAAAAGUUCCAGUGUGUGUUUGAGGGGAUCGCUAAAGCAGGAAACCCAACCCUUCUGAAUCAGAUCUACACAGAGCUCUACAUCACAGAGGGAGGGACUGCAGAGGUCAAUGAUGAACAUGAGGUCAGACAGAUUGAAACAACAUCCAGGAAACCAGACAGAGCAGAAACAACCAUCAGACAAGAAGACAUCUUUAAAGGCUCACCUGGAAGAGAUGAACCAAUCAGAACAGUGAUGACAAAGGGAGUGGCUGGCAUUGGGAAAACUGUCUUAACACAGAAGUUCACUCUGGACUGGGCUGAAGACAAAACCAACCAGGACAUCUACUUCACAUUUCCAUUUACUUUCAGAGAGCUGAAUGUGCUGAAAGAGAAAAAGUACAGUUUGGUGGAACUUGUUCAUCACUUCUUUACUGAAACCAAAGAAGCAGGAAUCUGCAACUUUCAACACUUCCAGGUUGUGUUCAUCUUUGAUGGUCUGGAUGAGUGUCGACUUCCUCUGGACUUCCACAACAAUGAGAUCCUGACUGAUGUUACAGAGUCCACCUCAGUGGAUGUGCUGCUGACAAACCUCAUCAGGGGGAAACUGCUUCCUUCUGCUCGCCUCUGGAUAACCACACGACCUGCAGCAGCCAAUCAGAUCCCUCCUGAGUGUGUUGACAUGGUGACAGAGAUCAGAGGGUUCACCGACCCACAGAAGGAGGAGUACUUCAGGAAGAGAUUCAGAGAUGAGGAGCAGACCAUCAGCAUCAUCUCCCACAUCAAGACAUCACGAAGCCUCCACAUCAUGUGCCACAUCCCAGUCUUCUGCUGGAUCACUGCUACAGUUCUGGAGGAGCUGUUGAAAACCAGAGAGGGAGGAGAUCUGCCCAAGACCCUGACUGAGAUGUUCAUCCACUUCCUGGUGGUUCAGACCAAAGUGAAGAAGGUCAAGUAUGAUGGAGGAUCUGAGACAGAUCCACACUGGAGUCCAGAGAGCAGGAAGAUGAUUGAGUCUCUGGGAAAACUGGCUUUUGAGCAGCUGCAGAAAGGAAACCUGAUCUUCUAUGAAUCAGACCUGACAGAGUGUGGCAUCAAUAUCAGAGAGGCCUCAGUGUAUUCAGGAGUGUUCACACAAAUCUUCAAAGAGGAGAGAGGACUUUACCAGGACAAGGUGUUCUGCUUCAUCCAUCUGAGUGUUCAGGAGUUUCUGGCUGCUCUUCAUGUCCAUCAGACGUUCAUCAAUUCUGGUGUCAACUUGAUGGAAGAACAGACAACAUAUUUGUUGUCUAUCAUCAGUGGAAACAAACCUACUCUGAAACACCUCUACCAGACAGCUGUGGACCAGGCCUUGCAGAGUCCAAAUGGACACCUGGACUUGUUCCUGCGUUUCCUCCUGGGUCUUUCACUGCAGACCAAUCAGAAUCUCCUACGAGGCCUGCUGACACAGACAGGAAGUAGCUCACAGACUAAUCAGAAAACAGCCGAGUACAUCAAGAAGAAGCUUAAUGAGAAUCUGUCUACAGAGAGAAGCAUCAAUCUGUUCCACUGUCUGAAUGAACUGAAUGAUCGUUCUCUAGUGGAGGAGAUCCAACAGUCCCUGAGAUCAGGACGUCUGUCCACAGAUAAACUGUCUCCUGCUCAGUGGUCAGCUCUGGUCUUCAUCUUACUGUCAUCAGAAGAACAUCUGGACGUGUUUGACCUGAAGAAAUACUCUGCUUCAGAGGAGGCUCUUCUGAGGAUGCUGCCAGUGAUCAAAGCCUCUAAUAAAGCUGUGCUGAGCAGCUGUAACCUCUCAGAGAGAAGCUGUGAAGUUCUGUCCUCAGUUCUCAGCUCUCAGUCCUCUAGUCUGAGAGAUCUGGACCUGAGUAACAACGACCUGCAGGAUUCAGGAGUGAAGCUGCUUUCUGCUGGACUGAAGAGUCCACACUGUGAACUGGAAUCUCUCAGUCUGUCAGGUUGUCUGGUCACAGAAGAAGGUUGUUCUACUCUGGUCUCAGCUCUGAGCUUCAAUCCCUCCCAUCUGAGAGAGUUGGAUCUGAGCUACAAUCAUCCAGGAGACUCAGGAGUGAAGCUGCUUUCUGCUGCAGUGGAGGAUCCACAUUGGAGACUAGACACUGUCAGUGUGGAUCAUUGUGGAGAGCAGAGAUUAAAACCUGGUCUGAGGAAGUAUUUCUGUGAACUUGAACUGGACACAAACACAGUAAACAGAAACCUCAAACUGUCCGACGACAACAGGAGGGUGACAGCGGUGAAAGAAAAGCAGCCAUAUCCUGAUCAUCCAGACAGAUUUGAAUACUGGCAGCUGCAGUGUAGAAAUGGUCUGACUGGUCGCUGUUACUGGGAGGUGGAGUGGAGCGGAGAGGUGCAUGUAUCAGUGAGUUACAGAGGAAUCAGAAGGAGAGGACUCAGUGAUGAGUGCUGGUUCGGAGGGAAUGAUCAGUCCUGGAGUCUGAGCUGCUCUGAUGAUGGUUACUCUAUUUGGCACAAUAACAGGGAAACAUUCAUUCCUCUUCCCAUCUCUAACAGAGUAGCAGUGUAUGUGGACUGUCCUGCUGGCAUUCUGUCCUUCUACAGAGUCUCCUCUGACUCUCUGAUCCACCUCCACACCUUCAACACCACAUUCACUGAACCUCUGUAUCCUGGAUUCUGGUUAUGGUCAUUUGAUUCCUCAGUGUCUCUGUGUUCUCUGUAGGAGAGAGAGUGCUUGGAAGUGACAUCAGCUUCAUCUUUGUGGUUUAAAUGUUGAUAGUGGAUGAUGUUUCACUUGUGAAUCAUUGAUUUUGAUCUCAUGUGAAAGCAUGUGUUGUCUUAGAAGCAGUGAAGUGAUCUCCUUCCAACAAGUCUUGAUAAUGACUGAGCAUCCAAUCGAUGUUUCUGGUUCCAGUGAAGCUGUUUAACUUUAACACUGUCCAUAUUUUUUCAGUGUUCAUCAGUUUCAGUUGGAAAAUAAAAUGUUCUAUAUGUGUUUAA
Amphiprion ocellaris (clown anemonefish) is the source of this 4078-nucleotide messenger RNA. RefSeq names its product NLR family CARD domain-containing protein 3-like. Gene Ontology annotation, molecular function: protein binding. The record is from RefSeq and is a predicted model, not a curated record. The transcript is spliced from 13 exons. The coding region runs from base 318 to 3800 and encodes 1160 amino acids. NCBI's taxonomy places the organism in Eukaryota, Metazoa, Chordata, Actinopteri, Pomacentridae.